Chinchilla lanigera (long-tailed chinchilla) is the source of this 2042-nucleotide messenger RNA. It is a transcript of the gene Adrb2, whose product is annotated as adrenoceptor beta 2, surface. Gene Ontology annotation, cellular component: membrane. Gene Ontology annotation, molecular function: norepinephrine binding; beta2-adrenergic receptor activity. Bases 219 to 1502 code for a protein of 427 amino acids. The record is from RefSeq and is a predicted model, not a curated record. NCBI's taxonomy places the organism in Eukaryota, Metazoa, Chordata, Mammalia, Rodentia, Chinchillidae. The transcript has a single exon. Gene Ontology annotation, biological process: adenylate cyclase-activating adrenergic receptor signaling pathway; negative regulation of smooth muscle contraction; norepinephrine-epinephrine-mediated vasodilation involved in regulation of systemic arterial blood pressure.
UUAACGGGCAGAGCGCACUCAGAGGCGGCUUCUCCAGAGCGCAGGCUGGAACCAGCGGACAGCGCGAGCCCAGAGCACCCCGCAAGCUGAGCGUGCAGGACGAGCCCCUCCACAGCCAACCCACAGCCGCUGAAUGAGGCUUCUAGGCGUCCACCCGCGGCCCGCAGCGCCCCGCCGGAGGGGCGCCCGCUGAGGCGCGGCCGCUGUGCCGGCAGCCCAUGCGCUCACCUGCUCCCUUGCGCGCCAUGGGGCACCUUGGGAACGGCAGUGACUUAUUGUUGGCACCCAACGCGAGCCACGCGCCGGACCACAACGUCACGCAAGAACGGGACGAGGCCUGGGUGGUGGGCAUGGCUAUCCUCAUGUCCCUCAUUGUCCUGGCCAUCGUGUUUGGUAACGUACUGGUCAUCACAGCCAUUGCCAAGUUCGAGCGACUGCAGACGGUCACCAACUACUUCAUCACCUCGCUGGCCUGUGCUGACCUAGUCAUGGGCCUAGCGGUGGUGCCGUUUGGGGCCAGCCACAUCCUCAUGAAAAUGUGGACUUUUGGCAACUUCUGGUGCGAGUUUUGGACUUCCAUUGAUGUGUUGUGCGUCACCGCCAGCAUUGAGACCCUGUGCGUGAUCGCAGUGGAUAGAUACUUCGCCAUCACAUCGCCUUUCAAAUACCAGAGCCUACUGACCAAGAAUAAGGCCCGGGUGGUCAUCUUGAUGGUGUGGGUUGUGUCAGGCCUUACCUCCUUCCUGCCCAUCCAGAUGCACUGGUACCGGGCCACCCACCAGGAAGCCAUCAACUGCUAUGCCAAGGAGACUUGUUGUGACUUCUUCACGAACCAAGCCUAUGCCAUUGCCUCCUCCAUCGUGUCCUUCUACUUACCCCUGGUGGUCAUGGUCUUUGUCUACUCUAGGGUCUUCCAGGUGGCCAAAAGGCAGCUCCAGAAGAUUGACCGAUCUGAGGGCCGAUUCCACACUCAAAACCUCGGCCAGGUGGAGCAGGAUGGGCGGAGCGGGCAUGGACUUCGCAGGUCCUCCAAGUUCUACUUGAAAGAACACAAAGCCCUCAAGACCUUGGGUAUCAUCAUGGGCACUUUUACCCUCUGCUGGCUGCCCUUCUUCAUCGUCAACAUUGUGCACGUGAUUCAGGACAAGCUCAUCCCUAAGGAGGUUUACAUCCUCCUCAACUGGGUGGGCUACGUCAAUUCUGCUUUUAAUCCCCUCAUCUACUGCCGGAGCCCAGAUUUCAGGAUUGCCUUCCAGGAGCUGCUGUGUCUGCGCAGAUCUUCUUUGAAGGCUUAUGGGAAUGGCUGCUACAGCAACAGCAACAGCAAAACGGACUACACCGGAGAGCCGAGUGUGUGCCACCAGGGACAGGAGAAAGAAGGGGAACUUCUGUAUGAGGACCCCCCAGGCACUGAAGACUUUGUGAACUGUCCAGGUACUGUGCCUAGCGAUCGCAUUGAUUCACAAGGGAGGAACUGUAGUACAAAUGACUCACUGCUCUAACGCAGUUUUUCUACUUAAGAUUUUUUUUUCCCUCAACAGAACACUAGACUAUUUAACUUCAGUGUAAGUAAUUUAGACUAAAACUGUAUAGAGAGCUGCAGAAGGAGGGUAUCCUUCUGCUUUUUUUUUUAUUUUUUUAAGCUGUAUAAAAGAAAAACAUAUUUGAGUGAUUAUUUGUUUCUUGUGCAGUUCAGUUCCUCUUUGCUUGGAACUUUAAGUUUAUGUCCGAAGGGUGUUCAUCCUCAAGGACCUGGGUCUGUGUGUGUUUGAUGGUUUUUCUGUAUCUACCUCAUUGGUCAAGUAUUAGGGAUAAUAUAUUGCUGCUGGUAAUUUUGUAUCUGAAGGAAAUUUUCUUUCCUGCACCCUGGGACUUGAGACUCCUGAGUAUCUCAGACCUUUCAGCUGUGAACAUGGACUCUCCCCCACCCACCCCACCUCUUUCUGCUCAAAUGGAGUUGUAGGUAGGGAUUCGAGGGACAGCUUCAGUUGUUUUCCUGAGCAAAGUCUAACGUUUACAGUAAAUAAAUUGUUUGACCAUGA